Molecule: messenger RNA, 1239 nt
Organism: Dermatophagoides farinae (American house dust mite)
Lineage: Eukaryota; Metazoa; Arthropoda; Arachnida; Sarcoptiformes; Pyroglyphidae
Source: RefSeq, a predicted model, not a curated record
CAAAAACAAUGCAAGCUAAAACAACAGCAACAACAACAACAACAAUGAUGAUGAUGAUGAUGAAAAGACCAAUAAAAUGGUCAGAUUUUUCACUAUCAGCUGAUACUUUGGUAAAAAUUUCGAAAAAAAUUCACAUUCAAAUUGAUGAUGAUAAAAAAUGUCAAAAUAAAUACUGUACUUCAAAUGAACAAUCACAACAACAACAACAACAAGAAUAUCAAGAUGAAACAACGUGGUUGAAAAAGUUUUUGAUGAAAAUGAAGAAUAUUGGUUGUCAAUCGUCGUCGUCGUUGUCGACAAUUGAAGAUGAACAACAGCAACAAUUUUUUCUUUGUAAAACUCUCUACAGAUGGCUUCAUGAUGAUCAACCAUUAUGUGGUGAUGGUGUUGAUGAUAAUGAUGAUGCCAUCAUCAAAUCAACAUUAAAUCAUCACGGUACAUUAUAUAAGUUUGAAUAUCACAUCAUCUACAAUGUUAAUUAUCAGGCACCUGUCCUCUAUUUUCACAUCUGUGAUCAAGAUGGCAGAUCCGUUUCAUUAGAAUGGCUAUGGAAUCGUUUGCCAAGUUUUCAUUCAAAUCUAUCCAAUGAUCAUCAUCAUCAUCAUGAUCAUCAUCAUUUUGGUGAUAAUAAACAACAGAAGAAACUGAAAAACAACAUUAACAAUGAUGAAAUUUAUCAAUUAUUUGGCAAUAUAAUCACACAGAUUAAUCAUCCAUUAUUUGGCCAUGUAGUAUUCAUGAUACAUCCAUGUCAAACAACAUCAUUGAUGGGUCAAGUACUUAGCUGUAAACAUUGUAUUUAUGGCGAUAAAUCACAAUCGAUAGAUCACAAUCCUCAAAAACAAUCAUCGUCAUCGAAUGGUGGUGAUCAACAAUGUACAUAUUUAAUCACUUGGCUUAGUUCAUUAGCAUCAUAUAUUGGUUUACCUAUGUCAUUAAAUUAUGGUAAAAUAUGAUUUGUGAUGAUUUUCAGCAACAACAACAACAACAACAAAAAAAAUCAAUUGAUCCGAUCAUCAUUUGUUUGUUUUGUAUUUAAAUACCGGUAAUAUCGUAAAAAAAUAGGUAAUUAGGAUUAUUUGUAUAACGCGUGUGGAAAACUAAUCGUUUUUCUUAUCUGAUUUGAUGUCCUUGUUUUUUUUCAAGUGGAUUAUAGCGAUAAACUAAGUUAACUGUUAAACAUCCAUGUAUAUUAUCAUCAUUUUUUAAAUGAUUAAAAUCCAAUUUUUUUCAAAUAAA